Molecule: messenger RNA, 581 nt
Organism: Vicugna pacos (alpaca)
Lineage: Eukaryota; Metazoa; Chordata; Mammalia; Artiodactyla; Camelidae
Gene: SPAG11B
Product: sperm associated antigen 11B
Biological process (GO): antimicrobial humoral immune response mediated by antimicrobial peptide
Cellular component (GO): extracellular region
Source: RefSeq, a predicted model, not a curated record
CACAGGAGGGCGGGCAGAUCCGAGGGAACCUUAAACCAUGAAGGCCCUCUUUCUGUUCACCGUGCUCUUCUGUUUGGUCCAAAUGAAUUCAGGGGAUGUUCCACCUGGAAUUAGAAACAUUGUCUGCCUUUCGCAACAUGGAACCUGCAGACUUUUUUUCUGCCAUUCUGGUGAGAAAAAGGCUGACAUCUGCUCCGAUCCCUGGAAUAGGUGCUGCCUACCCAACACAGAGGGGACGAGAAAAGAGAAACCAGAGACCGAUGACGGACCUAGUACCUGAACUGCAAGCUUCAGAGGCAGGCAGGAUCUUGAAGUGUCCUAAGGGGUUAGAAGAAUGCAUAGCUUAUAGUAGUAGGUGCGUACAUAGUAGGUGCUCAACAAAUGUUUGUUGAAUGAAUCCAGCACCAAGGAUGAAAUUCUGAGAAAAGAUUUUCUUUGACUAUACAGUUCAACUUACUUGAAUAAAAUCAGAACGUGCACAGCAUAGGCCGUGGUAGCGUCUAAACUAAAACAAUGAAAGUUUGCCAACGUUGCCUUUUUCUGUUUUGUUUUGUUUUUUCAAGAGUCUCAUAAUUUUAUAA